AUGGCUUGGCAUCACCUCAACAUCACGGACUCUCACCUGGUCUACGCCCUUUUGGGUGGAUUCACCACCUUGUUCAUGCUUUGCUCCUCCUUCAUCAAGGAGCGCAUGUACAUUGGUGAGGCUACCGUGGCCACCCUCGCUGGUGUCAUCUUUGGCCCGUAUUGCGCCAACCUUAUCGACCCCAACAGCUGGGGAUCCACCGACAUCGUGACCAUUGAAUUCUCGCGAAUCGUUCUCGUGGUGCAAUGUUUCGCCGUCGGUGUCGAGUUGCCAAAGUACUACAUGGAGAAGCAUUGGCGAUCCGUGGUGUACCUGCUCGUGCCAGUCAUGACCUCUGGCUGGCUGAUCACCAGCCUCUUCAUCUGGUGGAUGAUAGUCCCAUUCAAUUGGCUCGACAGUCUGGUCGUUGCGGCCUGCGUCACUGCCACCGAUCCAGUACUGGCUUCCUCCGUUGUUGGCAAGGGCAAGUUCGCCAAGCGCGUGCCCAAGCAUUUGAGAGAUCUUUUGUCUGCCGAAUCUGGCUGCAACGACGGCAUGGCAUUCCCGUUUGUGUACCUCUCUCUGUACUUGAUUCAGUUCAACAGGAAUGCUUCCGAUGUCAGCUUUCGUUUCGUUGUAUAUGUCAUCUUGUACGAGUGCGUGUUUGGCGCGGUGUAUGGCUUCGUCAUUGGCUACAUUGCCCGUCAUGGUAUCAGAUACGCCGAAAGGCACGACAUGAUUGAUCGCGAGAGUUUUCUUGUCUUCUACUUUGUCGUGGCGCUCUUCUGCGCUGGCACGGGCAGCAUCCUUGGAUUGGACGACUUGUUGGUGGGUUUCGCAGCUGGUGUCGGCUUCUCCAACGACGGGUGGUUUCUGGAGAAGACCGAGGAGUCGCACGUGUCCAACGUCAUUGAUCUUUUGCUCAACUUGACAUACUUUGUGUACCUUGGCACCAUUAUCCCCUGGGAGCAGUACAACAGCGGUGUCGAGGGCCUGUACGUCUGGCGCCUGGUGGUCAUCGCCAUCUUUGUCAUAUUCUUCAGACGGAUACCGGUCAUGUUGGCGUUGAAACCAUUCAUACCGGACAUCAGAACCUGGAGAGAGGCACUCUUCGCAGGACACUUUGGCCCCAUUGGAGUUGGGGCUAUCUUCGUCGCGAUCCUCGCACGAGCUGAGUUGGAGCAUGGCGAACCAGUGCCACUGGCUGCUUUGCCGAACUCUUCCGCCCCUGAGUUCAAACUGAUCUACCUUGUAUGGCCAAUCGUCACUUUUAUCGUCAUAACUUCGAUCAUUGUGCACGGUUCCUCGAUCGCUGUCUUUACAUUGGGCAAACGCAUCAAUACCCUGUCUUUGACGAUGUCCUAUACCGCCGCCCCGGACGAUGGUCCCUCAUGGAUGAACCGUCUUCCUCGGAUAUCUUCAACCUCUCGCUCACAAGCCAAAAUGUCCGAAGGGUCCAUGGAGAAGGAGCCGGAGUUCCCUGCCGACACUUUGGCGCCCCCUGGCGGUUUUCUGCGACGUCGGAAAGAGGAUGAUGAUUCAAGGCGUGGGAGCCGUGCAUCUUCUUUGGCGUCGAGAAGGCGAAAAUCGAGGAAAAGCGACGCGGGUGGCCCCAUCUCGCAAUCUGCUAUUUACCCCAGUCGUGAAGGCUCGGGAAUGAUGAGCCCCGCGAGCCCCGAAAGAGCCCUGUCACCUGAUGCCGAGACACGCACGGGAGGCAAUGACUUCAGCGAUGUGACGGCCAUUGAUAGGCUCAAGGAGCAGGGUGCGCGUAUGCCUGAAGACGGCCAUGAAGCUUCUCAGCACAGACAGCGACCUAGACAAAUUGAGGUGUAUGAGGAAGGGCAUGAGAUGGUGUUUGAGGAUCAAGACGGCGAAGUCCUUGACGUGCAGCCGAGCGGCCGUGAUGAAGACCAGGAGCACGACGACGACGAGCUGCCUGCACCGGUAACGCAGACACCAUCCCGGCCAUGGACUCUAGGCAACAUCAGGCGAAACGUCAGCACGUUCUAUACCACGGAAAUGGAAAAGCGCAAGAGCAAGGAGGCUUCGGCCAGGCGCCACGAGCCUGCACGGGCCUACCAAUUCGGCAAUACGAUCAUCGUCGAGGAUGAAGAUGGCGAAGUCGUCAAGACCUACCAGAUCCCCGCCGAGAAGGACGAAGGGCAGUCUGACCGGCUCAAUGCCAGUCUUAAAUAUGUUGGGCUCGGUGGCUUAGCCUCGAGACAGCAACCGGCGUCUGCUGCGACAGACGCUGAUGCGGGCGAGAGCACUACAGCCGCACAGGGUCGGCCGGCCGCUCGUGGGUGGACCAGCUUCUUAGGCAGGGGCAAGACGCCUGCAGCUGAGGAGCCAGGCAAUCCCAUGGACGACGACAAGAAGAUCCGAUUUACAAUUGGUGGCGAGGGCCGACGCAUGACCAAGGAAGACUUCAUUCGCGAGGUACAGAAGCUCGAUGCUAGCACACGGAAGCAGGUUGUCGAGGAUUCAAACGCAUCUCGCAAGCUCAAGGCCAUGGCCAGACAAGAUCCGGCGCUCGUUCCACCGAUUCUCGAACAUCAGCCUAGCGACGAGGAGCAACCGCGAGGUUCCUCCUCCUCAUCGAUGGCGAAUAAGGUGACGCCAUCCGAUGACAAUGUUGAGACGGCAGCGGAAAGGAGAAGGCGGCUCGCGGUGCUCGCCUCGCAAGGGGACGAUGAAGACGAUGACGAGUACGGGGAAACACCGGCCGAAAGGAGGCGGCGACAGGCUGCCCUUGGUACAACGGAGGACGACAGUGAUGAAGAAGGGGCCAGCGCUGCACAGAACACGCGGAUUCGGUUUGCGGAGCCCGAGAGAGGGAGACGAUGA
Molecule: messenger RNA, 2829 nt
Organism: Emericellopsis cladophorae
Lineage: Eukaryota; Fungi; Ascomycota; Sordariomycetes; Hypocreales; Bionectriaceae
Product: Na(+)/H(+) antiporter-like protein
Exons: 2
Coding region: 1-2829 (942 amino acids)
Biological process (GO): intracellular potassium ion homeostasis; regulation of membrane potential; proton export across plasma membrane
Cellular component (GO): plasma membrane
Molecular function (GO): sodium:proton antiporter activity
Source: RefSeq, a predicted model, not a curated record